AAUAUAGCACUUGAGGUCCCGUAGCUCAGUUGGUUAGAGCGUUGGUCUUAUGAGCCGAAGGUCGCGGGUUCGAGCCCCGCCGGGACCAUUUUUCUUUUUUUUGUUGUGUUUAUGUACAUCUUUGGUAUAUGUUUUCUGUUCGUGUGGUAUUAUUGUGUGUUGCUGUUGACGGUUGAUCUUCCAAGAGAUGAAACAGCGUCUUCAAACUUUAGUUGGGUUGUCAAUUUGAGUUGAUGGAUGUACCAGUAACUUACUGCUAAUCCCAUCCCAUUCUCACCUAAGCCACACCAUGUUUUCCUCCUCCUCUGCUAUCUCCUCCUCCAUUCUUUGUUUCCCAGUUCUCUUUUUUCUUCUUUUGCUUCUGGUGGGAUUCUUGUUAACUUCUUAAUUUUUGGGUAGUUUUUCACUUCAGUUUUGUGCAUUCAUGUAAUCUUUCUUUUUUAUCACUCUGUUGAAAAUGGGUUCAAUUUCAAUCUGCUUCUGAUGGGGAUUUUCUAUGGCAGGUUUUAUUUGGUGUGUUGUGCUUAUUUGAUUGUCAGAUCGAAGUAGCAAAUGGGUUCAGCAAACUGCUUUAGAUCACUAAUUGGCUUAAAGAAACCUAAGACUGCUACAUCUAAGCCGACUAAGGUAAAUUCAACCAGCGAGAAAUCAAAUGAAGCAAAUUCUAGUGGCUCGAAUAAUCUUGCCAUUGUUGGUUCCCACGACGAUACUCGUGCUCCACCAGUGUCGGUUGAAGCACGAGCUGCUGUUCGAAUCCAAAAUGCUUUUCGGGCAUUCUUGGCAAGGAAACAGUGUUGCAGAAGAAAGGGAGCAGUGAGGUUUAACAUUUUGGUUCAAGGCAAUACUGUUAAAAAGCAGACAUCAACCGCCCUCGGCCAUAUACAUUCUUGGUGCAAUAUACAGUCCCAGAUCAGAGCACGUCGCCUGUGUAUGGUUACACAGGGCAGGAUUAAGCAAAAGAAGUUGGAAAAUCAAGUGAAACUUGACACUAAGCUUCAUGAAUUGGAGGUGGAGUGGUGCGGAGGCUCUGAAACCAUGGACGAAAUCCUUGCCAGGAUACAGCAAAGAGAAGAAGCGGCUGUCAAGCGUGAGCGAGCAAUGGCUUAUGCCUUCUCUCAUCAGUGGAGAGCCAACCCAACACAGUAUCUCGGCCAGGCUUCCUACAGCCUCGGCAAAGAAAACUGGGGUUGGAGCUGGACGGAGCGAUGGGUGGCUGCUCGCCCAUGGGAGGUGAGGGUCCAUGCUCAACUGCCCAAAUCAAAGAAAGGCUAUUUAGGGGAGACCAGCAUGGCAGACAAACUCGUUAAGCACCCAGACAUGAAGGUUUUUGCUUCAGUUAAACCUGCUUUGUCAAAUGGAAAGGAAACUACAAAGGCUAAAAAGGGUACUCCAUCAAAUCCAUAGCUUGUUGGUUUUUGAUCAAGUGACAUGAGCUCGUGAUCCGGCCAUCUUUUUUCCUGCUUUUUUGUGUGCUAGUUUUGUCGAUUUCGGAAUUGGUGUGAAUUUCAAAGGCGUACAAUGUGGAUAAUAUAAGAGAGAGAGAGAGAGAGAGAGUUAAUUGUCUGGAUUGAUCUGACAAGAACAGGUACAUACAACCUUUCUUUUUUUCGUGAUGCAAGAUAAGGUAGUACUUUUGCUAAAAUUUCUGUGCAUGUCAUGAGGUCUCAUGAUUUUUUUUUUUUUUUUUUCUUAAAAAGAAAGUAGAAUCCCAGAAUUUCGAUUCUUGGAUCAAUAGUUUUAGAAUUUCCCCCUUCAUCAAAGAGUCCAAAUGCUGUACUUUCCAUCAAUCAAAAGUAGUUCUUGAGAAUUUACCCCCUUCCAAAAGAAAGUUACUGUUAAAAACUCCAAAUGCUGUACUUUCCAUCAAUCAAAAUUGGCUCUCAAGAAUUUACCCCCCACCCAAAAGAAAGUUCUUCUCAAGAGGAUGCAAUUGGAAAAACAGUAAAAUCUCUUUUUGAAAAAAUAAAAAAGAAAUUUCUAUCUUUUCACUCAUCUGCAGACAAUAAUGGAAAUACACUCAAUAUACAUAUAAUGCUCCAGCUCAUAUGUCCAUUAUGCAUUAAUUAUCAUCCAAUUAUUCAUUAUUCUGUUGCAAGGUAGGUAAAAGGCCAAGUGGCCAAGCCAACUACACCUCCUCGACAAAGAUAAUCAGUGAUCUCAUAUGAUCUACAACCCGCCAAAAAUCUCAUUAUUCAGGGAACUUUAUUUCCCUCGUGAAAGUCUCUCUAGAUACUUAUUAAUGGAUUUAUUCACCAAUCAAAUCCAUCACAUACGCAUUGUUUCAUCAGAAAAUCGGAUAAUAGGAUAUGGUGGGCAACUAAACCAGAGCCAAUUUAUUGUGGUUGCAGUCGAGAACUCAUUUCAUUCAAAAAUUUCAGCAAUAUCAUGCAGAUGUUUUUGGAUUGGAGUACACUUGAACCAACUAUAAAGAAGUACCAACAACCACAGAACAAAUUGUCACUAUCUCAAUAUAAGCCAAGAGUUCCUCUUUUAUCUCUCUCAAAUUUUUUAUAACCUACUGGGGAAAUAAAACUUUCCAGCUAAGCUCAAAGAGAUUUUUAUUAGGCACUGGGAUUUAACAGGGAGUAGGGUAGGUAGGGGACCAUUUACAGGAUGGCCAAGUACCAUAGCUUUUGGUGGUAUCUAUCUAUGUAUUCUUCUUCCAAUAGGUGAGUUUUUGCUUGUAAUUGUGCUCGUCCAAUUCCCCUUUCAUGGUUCCCCCUGCAAAUGUCAACCACUUUGACUUAGUUGUUCUGACCUGCUAAAUUUACCUUUACAUAUUUGAUUGUAGACCAAGAACUUAUAGAUUCCGCCCCCCCUACCCAACACAAAAUCCGAUCUUAAUGCUAAAGUUGGCUUCAGGACAUGUUAACUUAAAUCCAUCACCUCUAUGCAUCACACUUGUAAACAUUUAAGGUCUAAAAUAGCACAAACCUAUAGAUUUCACGAGAGAAUUCUCACUCACCUACUUUUGGCAGUUGAUGUCUCUAAGAUGAUGAUAUUCUGAUUAAAGCCUUCAGUGAGAGUAAAGCUUUCAACUUUCUUCAAGAAGGCCAAAAGGGUUUCCAGGAUUUAUUUAUUCUUCUUGUUCAUCUUUUUUGACUUUUCGUGGUUCUUUCAUAAUUAAGUUUGGUAAACUCAUUACUGAAUAGUAAAACAGAGGAAUAUAGGUCAAGAUGAAACUCCAAGAACAAGAUUCUCUACUCUAGAUAAGAAAUAUUUCAUUAUUUAACAGCGAAAACGGACAUUGGGUUGAGAAAACCAGCUACCAUUUUCUCUCCCUGUCCUAAUAAAUCCUACGGAUCAUGGAAAAUGACUUCUCCCUGUGUGUCCCCAAAUGGGCGAGCAACGACAGAGAUGUAAAAGACUCAUCCUUUCAAUUCUUUUUGCAGGUUUAAGGAAGUUUUUGUGGAGGCAUGGAAAAGCAGUAAAGCAACAAAAAACAAUCAACAAGAUAUACCUCUCUUUUAUCUACACCAAGAACAUGGACCCUUUUAGAAUUUGGACUGACGAUAAGACCCUAAUUAGCUUCUCCCAUUUUAUUCAGAUCAAAAGCAUAUAGGAUUUAGAUGAGGGAAAAUGCUACUAGUUUUCUAUAUUU
Molecule: messenger RNA, 3601 nt
Organism: Carica papaya (papaya)
Lineage: Eukaryota; Viridiplantae; Streptophyta; Magnoliopsida; Brassicales; Caricaceae
Source: RefSeq, a predicted model, not a curated record